GUAGUUGAGUCAUUCAAAUUGUUUGUGCGCGGUAGCUGAAAUCAACUUCUGAUUUCGUGGAGAUUUACAUCUUACAACUUACAAGCUGGAUGCGAAAUCAAGAUAGAGUAUUCUGCUGACAGUUUCACUUUCAAUGAAUUCUAUGGAUAGAUAUUCAACAUAUGCUUCGACGUCAACUAGGAGACCAGAUGGAGUAGGUGGUCUGGCAUCGCCCUAUGGCAAAACUACAGGUACACUCGGAGGGAUGGACGGCAGGAUGCCAGGAGAUGAUAUUUCCUUCAACGUGGAGUCUGUAUCUUCAUACCAGGACUACCCAACAGCCAGGCCGCUCCUGGGGGAUCAGAUCGCCAGGAGGAAGCACCCAGAGCAGGUGCGAGCUGUCCCAGAAAGCAACAGCAGAGCGGUGGUGUCUGCAUUGAGGGGCUUGCAGGAAAAGAUCCGUAAGCUGGAGCUAGAGAGAGCCCAGGCAGAGACCAACCUGAAAUCCCUAUCCAAAGAAACCAGCCAGUACAGACAAACCUUACAGGAGCCUACAGCCACCAAGAGGAGAACGCAGAAGGAGACACAGACAGCUCGGGAUGUACAAGAGGUGCAGAGCCAACUAUCUGGUGCCGACCAGCGCAUACCGCUGCUUGAGAAACAGCUGGAGUACAUGCGGAGGAUGGUGCAGAGCGCUGAGAGUGAUCGGCAGGCUGCACUGAGGAUGGCUGAGGCGCGGAGAACGCAUGACACCCUCACCCAACGAGAGGAACUGCAGAGUCAAGAAGAGAAGCUUCGGAAGCUAGAGAGGGAGUACAACCGCUUAACAGAUAACCAAUCAGUUUCACAGAGUAAAAUCAGAGAUUUGGAAAACAGGCUCAAGGAAGAGAGAAGGCAAAGGAAAAUGCUCUUAGAUCGUGAAGCAGAGUUGAGGACUCUGGCAGAAACCAACCGCAUCCUACUAGCCACAGAACAGGCCACGGAGGAGCGAAGACCUAGGAAAGUGAAGAAGAAGAGGAGAAAGGUUCCACAGCCAACUUCUCCCAGGCCUCAUUGCACAGGGCAGAUCCCAUUUGUUGUAGGCAAGUCAACAACUCCCAGUCACUCUGUGAAUGCCAAUCUCCAGAACGUACUUGCCAUUCUGAAGACACACAACACAGCGUGGUGUGGCAACGGACCUCUCGCACCUCACCGACCUCAGAGUGCAAAGGUCAAAAGGUCAGCAUCGGUGUCGUCAUCUGCCGGCAGUGACCUAUCCGACCUCGUACUUGGACUCCAGGAAGAGUUUGCCCUAAUGGGACUGGAGCACCAAGAUCUUGCCAAGCAGAUCCGUGAGUCAGAAGACCCUCUCAUCAGGGAGGAUCUAGAGAGGGAGCUUGAUAACCUGGUCUUCAAGAUGGAGGCCAAGGGAGACCAGAUUGCUAAACUCAAGAAACAUAAACAACAGCUUUCUGGAAAGCCAAAAAAGACAAAAGCCCCCAAAGUACAGAAGACCAAGCCUAGAUCAAUAGGAACAAGACAUUCAUCUGACCCUUCCAAUUCAAACGGAGCGGAGGUGCAGGUCAUCACCACGGUGAAGACCAAAGGUAGAGGGGCGGGGCCUAUCCAUGUGUCAAACGGCGAUUCCAAACGAAACCUACAAAUGCUGCGGGAUAUGCAAGUGCUGCAGACAUCAUUACGCAAAGACGAUGUCAGCUGGGAUUAAAAAAGAGCAGGGCCCCGUCUUACAAAGAGUUGCACAUGAUCCAAUCAAACGCAACUUAUGGAAAGCCAUGAAAGUCAACAUAAAAAAUAUUUAUAUUUUUUUUAAAUUCUAGAUAUUAAUGUAUAUCCAUAAAUUCAUUGAUUUCUUGACAAUUUGGCGUGUUCUCUUUCGUUUACAAAGGACAUUUUGCAAAUUUCCUGUAGAAAAAAUUAUGACACUAAUGGAUUUCCAUAGAGAAAUGAUCGAUUGGAUCAAUUGUAACUUUUUGUAAGACGGGGUCCAGGUCUCAAAUGUUUGGGAAUAAACUUCAACUAUGGAAAGCCUGCAGUGUCCUAAUUUAUUGUAUAAAUGGCUUGUGCGCUGUCCCUUUUAACUACACCAAAAAUGGCACUGUUUUAUUUGAUGACACAUGCACAAUCCUUCAGAGUAUUGUGACCUAACAUGUGUAAGAUGAUGAAUUAUGAUAUUGCUAGCUUUCCGUAGAUAAGAUUAAUUUCAAUUUGAUGACAUAUAUAAACAUUCCUUUUAUAGAGCAUCAUGCUCUAACAUAAGUAUGUGAGAUAAUGAACUAUGGAGCUCAUGACUUUCCAUAGAUAUUGAGAGUAAAUGUAAUCUGAUGAUGCCUUUUAGAGCAUCAUGCAAUAAGAUAAAUUUGUGAGAUAAUGAAGUACGGUGCUGUCAACUUUCCAUAGUUAAGCUUUAUUAUAAUCUGACACAUUGCUUUAGAGCAUCAUGCCCUUUCAAGACAAUGAAUUAUUGUGCUGCUGGCUUUCCAUAAUUACAUUUGAUCUGAAUCAACCACAUUCUUGUGUGUAGCACAUGGAGCAUGUUAGCACAUGGAGCCAUCAAGUUUUUAAUAAUUCCCAUGGAAUUCUAAAGGAUAUCACAGUGCUACCAAUUCCUACAAGAAGUCUUGAACUUGCCGAGUUGUGAAGUUAUAAAUAUUGGAACAUAAAAUAUUUAAAGUAAAAGCUUCAAAUUGUGACCUUGUUAUUGAAUCAUGGAAAAUCAUUGGUCAUACAUGUUCAUGUAAUUCACAGUAGAGGUACCAAGGUAACGGGCAAUUAUAGAGUGAUACAACGGAAAUAUGUCAUCUUAGGAACUUUUCACUAGUGUGAGGUAUCACUCAUUUAUUACUACUUCAAAACAAAUCAGUCAAAACAAUUUCACCAUUGCUGAAAGUUAUUAUUAUAUAAAGUGAAAUUUGAUUUACGAUGCCGAUUUGUCAAGCCAUUCAAUACCUCACAUUUAUAUUUUGUAGAGUGCAAUUCUGCUGCUCUCAGAUGCACUCUUGCAUAAAACAAAGAUACAUGAAAGUUCAUUCUGGUAUUUCAAAUUCAAAUGACCAACUCUCAUCCUCAAAUGAAGAGAAAAACAUAUAACGCAGACCUGCCAACCUCUGGGAAUGAAAAAUUGUAUUCUGUGUUUAAAAAAGUGUAUUUUUCCUCUCAAAAGUGUAUUUCAUGCGUAUAGCGCACUCGCUCAUCGCGGCGCUCAAGCUGCAUGCAAGCUAAAAUGUGCACUGCUCUUGCAGAAAAAACAACAACAUUUAAACAUGUGUAUAUCUCACCCUGGUUUUAACAAAAUGAUUGAAAAAAAAACAAGUUACCGGAAAUUACAUUGAUCUAAUAACCAUAUUUGUGUAAGUUUUAUGAAAUAGAGACAUUAUAGAGAUGAUUUUUUUUUUUUACAAAAAACAUAUUUUUUAAAGAAAAAACGUACUGCCGUAUUUUGGUUGCAAAAACGUACUAAAUACGCCCAAAAUGUACUGGUUGGCAGGUCUGAUAACGUAUUACACAUGUGUUGAAUAUAAAUUUUGUUGGAACUAAAUCAAUAGACUCCACACUUGGCAAUAAAAUCUGUGGUCUAAUUUGUUUCUGAAUAUUAAUAUGCACUAAUGCAUAAUUCAUAUUCUCUAUAUUAGUACAUGUACUAUUUCCAAAAAGUAAUUUAUUGAACUCGUACUGCACUGUGUACUUUUCUGUUGCUGGAUUUAUGUACAAAUUUGAAAUGUUUAUUGAUGCACAAAGCAGGCGGCUGCAAAUGUAUAUUGUUUAUGUUUAAAUGGCUUGAUUAUAAUUUAUUUCUUCCAAUUUAACAAUGUGUGUUCAACAAAUAUAUCACGAGUACAUGUAUGUACUGUAUCUAAUGUUAUUGAAGGUUGCCAAAUUAUUUUGUAUAUAUGGGAAAUGUGGAUAAUUAAUAUUCAUUCUUUAUCUUUUUAGUAUUCGCUCAGUAUUCAAUAGAAAAGCCAAAAUGAUGGAUAUUUCGACUGAUUUCUCUCUCCGACUAACUGAAAUUUAUAAUUAGAACCUUUCCUAUAUCUAUGGACAAUUUGGUAUGUCUGGUUAGUCUAAAAUGAUAGUGGUUGCAGAGGGAUGGGGAAGUAUGUCUGUUGUUAAUAUACUUUAGUCAUUUGGGUGAAAAACACGAUUUAAUUAACCCCAAUCAGACUGGGAGUGUGAUCAGAAGUUCCACACACGUGUUGGUAAAAACAUAGAGCAUUCACCAUUGUGUUUAAUGUCCUUUUGGAACUCACAUGAUUUAGACUAAAUUCAAGUGUUGGCAGGACCAUACCCGAAUUUGCAUAGCUAAUAUAACCUAGGGCCUGGUUGCAGAAAGACUCACAAUCAAAGCCAACUUGAUUUUCGACCAAUUAGAAGCAUGCAUUUAUGAUUUUGUUUAAGUUCAAUUUGAAUGCAAUUCUUUCUGCAACCGACCCCAGAGCUGAUUAUGGUCAACUGGAAAUGUUUGAAAUUGGCCGUCGUGUUUGACAAACUACUGAUGACCCACCGACACCAUUCAUGUUAUCAGAACAAUCAAAUUUUGAAUUAAUGUGAAUGGUCGCUACCUGCAUGGUCUCUAUAUUUGGGACGGGGCAAAACUGUUGCAUCUUAUUUUUAUUUGUCAUGACAAAUGUGAGGGCACUCUCAUUUGAUAUUGUUUAAGGAAUUUAACUCUUGAUCGGCACACAGGCUGAAAAUGUGUUGUGGGAAAGAAAACUAAGAGGUGGGAAUAUUUUGACAGUGGAAAACAAGGGCUGCAGUUAUACUGCAUUCAAUUGAGCAGUCUUCCAAUCGACAUGAAAAGUGGAUUCAUUAAAAAAAGAAUUCUCUCAACUUCGAGAUGCAAGGUUCGGUUACCCCAGCUACAACAUUCCAUUUCAGUGUUAUAGCUACAGUGGACGGCAGUCGUCGGGCCUAACCGGCACAGAAGAUUUCGGACCACCACUCGUCAUGAAAAACACUGCUUCCGUCCACCACUAUUUUUAAAUGAAAAGUGUUUCAAAACUAACUCCUUGCAAAGAGGAAUUGCACUUGCAUUCAUUUCCAUCUUUAAUCUUGUUUUAUUUGCAUAAUUUACAUUGUAUAUUCUUAUAUUUGAUAAAUAUUAGUUCUUUUUAAAAGAUUGGCUAAUGACAUGUCUAAUUGUGAUUACGUUGAUGUUCCUUCAUUUUUGGCUGUAAGACCGCUAAAUCGGCCUGAAAAAAAUUUGUAAUGCCGAGAAAUAGUGACCAUCACUAAAAUGGGUUAGCUAGGACACUGGUUGCCAUGAUGAAAUUAAUAAUGAAAUGAAAGAUACAUCAGUUUUCUGAAUAUUGCCAAGAUUCUGACUUUGGUGCAUUUGUGAAUGUGGAAAUACAUUUUAUCAAACAUAUUUUAUAAAGGGAGAAGUAUUUAGUCUGGUGCACACACAGAGAUAUCACAAACUGGAUUGGAUGAUAUUUGUAAUUUGUAAAUAAAGUAUAUUUAUUUUCAUUGAUCCUACCAUUUAUCAAUCAACAUACAAUAAACAAGAUAAAUAAAAUCUGUUUUCAGUACUUAUUA
This is a messenger RNA of Lytechinus pictus (painted urchin), 5511 nucleotides long. RefSeq names its product centrosomal protein of 57 kDa-like. The record is from RefSeq and is a predicted model, not a curated record. Bases 134 to 1684 code for a protein of 516 amino acids. NCBI's taxonomy places the organism in Eukaryota, Metazoa, Echinodermata, Echinoidea, Temnopleuroida, Toxopneustidae. The transcript is spliced from 9 exons. Gene Ontology annotation, cellular component: centrosome. Gene Ontology annotation, molecular function: gamma-tubulin binding; identical protein binding; microtubule binding.